Molecule: messenger RNA, 1751 nt
Organism: Hibiscus syriacus
Lineage: Eukaryota; Viridiplantae; Streptophyta; Magnoliopsida; Malvales; Malvaceae
Product: protein OCTOPUS-like
Exons: 1
Coding region: 74-1663 (529 amino acids)
Cellular component (GO): plasma membrane
Source: RefSeq, a predicted model, not a curated record
GAUCCUAAAAAGAAAAUGUUUCCCUUUGAAUUGAAGCUAAGAAUAUGGAGUUGGUCAUUUCACACCACUGCUUAUGAAUCCCAACUUGGAUCCACCACUACCUCUGCCGCUGCCUCCUCCUGCUUCCACUCCCUGCGCCCGCCAUCCUCAAGAGCGUUUCACCGUCUUCUGUACCUCAUGCCUUUACGAACGUCUCACUCUUCUCGACCCUUCUUCUUCUUCUUCUUCUCGGAAACCUCCCCUUGUUGCCGCUACUUCCACCACCACCGCUGCCCUUAAAUCCAUUUUCAAACCUUCUGGAGGAAGCGCUUCCUCCGAGCUCCGGAGAACAAAGUCCUUUUCGGCAUCAAAAAGUGACGGUCUUCCUGGAUGUUUUGAGCCUCAGAGGAAAUCUUGGUCACUCUUUUCUCAAGAUUACGAGAGAAAUCCACAUAAAAAAACAGCAGCAGGAAAUUUGGGUUCAUCUUCAAGUGUUGUUCAAGGCCCUGUUUUUGAAACCAACGAAGAAGAUCAAACCGAGAGGGAAACCAAUCAUGAGAACGAUAUAGAGUUCAUAGAAGAACGAAGACCCGAUUUGGGUGUCGAUACAGGGAGUAUAAUCGAAGAGAAAGUUGAAGAAAUCGAGGUGAAGUCCAUGAAGGAUCAUAUAGAUCACGAUUCGCAAACAAAGAAGAAGAGUACCGGAAGCAUCUGGUCGGCCGCUUCAGUUUUCAACAAGAAACUGCAACAAUGGAGGCAAAAACAGAAGCUCAAAAAGAUGAAAAACGGAGGUGGGUCGGUUAGAUUGCCAAUGGGAAACUCUUUAGGGAGAAGAUCUUGUGAUAUAGAUCCGAGGCUUUCAUUUGAUGAUCCAAGGUAUUCAGUCGAUGAACCAAGAACUUCAUGGGAUGGGUAUUUGAUUGGAAGAACAACAUUCCCAAGGAUCCCAGCAAUGGUUUCUCUUAUGGAAGAUGCUCCAGUUCAUCGCGUUAUAAGGUCUGAUACACAAAUCCCUGUCGAGGAUCCUUUAGCAAUGGAUACCAUUAAUGGUGAAUCUCUCCCCGGAGGGUCAGCUCAAACAAGGGAUUAUUAUUCUGAUUCCAGGAGAAGAAAGAGUCUCGACAGGUCCCGUUCUAUAAGGCAAACUGCAGCAGCUGUAGUAGCUGAGAUGGACGACGUGAAAUCCAUUUCCACUGCAAAGGUUUCCCCUGCUCUUAAUGAUUGCAGGGACUGGAACUCGAAUUCCAACUCUGAGAGUUUAGGGAUGAGCUUUACAGACAAUGCGUCUAUGAUCGGCAACGGGGAACGCAAAGGGUCGUCUAAGAAAUCUAGGAAAUGGAGUAAAGCUUGGAACAUUUUCGGGUUUAUUCACAGGAGUGGUAACAAAGAUCAUGAGGAUGAAGAAGAUAAGUAUAGUAGAGCUAGUGCUGUCGAGAGAUCGUAUUCGUAUUCCGAAUCUUGGUCCGAGUUGAGAGGAGGUUUUAAUCCAAAGCUUGCAAGGAGCAAUAGCUGCGUAAGUUGGCGGAGUUCGAGAGAUUUCGGUGGUGCAAGAAAGAACAGUGUCGAGUCAAAUGGACGGUUAAGUUUGGACUGGACACCGAUGAGUGGCAGAGGGGGCAGCCGGAGAUGCGGGUCGGGAAAAAGCAAGGUAAACCAUGCACAUGCUAUUUCAAGGUUGUACUGAAUUUGAGAUGGUGUUUCUUUUGGGUUUUAUGGAAUAUGUUAUACACAGGACAUUAUUCAUCUUUGGUCUCAUGUUAGCUUGGGAUUAU